AUGACUCCCACAGGACUUGUCGGAUUCGGGAGCUUUUUACGGAAUAACCCGCGGACGGAUAGGUUUAAGGUGGACCGGUUUCACCAUAUCGAGUUCUGGUGCGGAGAUGCUACUAACACGUACGGACGGUUUUCGUGGGGACUGGGGCUGCCGGUCGUCGCGAAGUCGGACCAGACGACGGGUAACCACACGUUCUGCAGUUUCGUGCUGAAAGCGGAGGACCUGGCGCUGGUGUUCACGGCGCCGUAUUCCGAAGCAGCAGCUAUAACGCGUGAGGAGGAGAUGGGGGAGUAUGAGGAGUUGGGGAUUCUCGUGGAUGUGGAUGCUGGGGGAGUGCUGCUUCAGAUCUUCACUGCUCCUAUCAGGGACAGGCCCACCGUGUUCAUUGCGAUUCUACAAGGGGUGGUGGGAGUGAGGAAGAAGGCCCCAAGGCCGUACCCACCCUUGGAUCAUCCCAUUCCUCCACAUGUCUCUUCCGUCCUUUCUCUCCUUCACCUUUACCUGCCCUCAGGCCCACGGCGCACGCUGUUCAUUGAGAUUUCGCCCACGGUCUUCAUUGAGAUUCUUCAGAGGGUGGGAGUGAAGAAGGGUCUUCAAGCCGUUCCCAUGCAGCAGUUUCCUCGUGGGGGGUGUGGUGGGUUCGGCACAGGAAACCUGCUGGAGCUCUUCCGAUCGUUAGACACGGUUCAGACACCUUCCAAGGUGUACCUGUGA
Molecule: messenger RNA, 714 nt
Organism: Closterium sp. NIES-65
Lineage: Eukaryota; Viridiplantae; Streptophyta; Zygnematophyceae; Desmidiales; Closteriaceae
Source: the annotation of a GenBank genome assembly